This is a messenger RNA of Ilyonectria robusta, 2019 nucleotides long. Its product is annotated as major facilitator superfamily domain-containing protein. NCBI's taxonomy places the organism in Eukaryota, Fungi, Ascomycota, Sordariomycetes, Hypocreales, Nectriaceae. Gene Ontology annotation, cellular component: fungal-type vacuole membrane. The coding region runs from base 429 to 1754 and encodes 441 amino acids. Gene Ontology annotation, biological process: transmembrane transport. Gene Ontology annotation, molecular function: transmembrane transporter activity. The transcript is spliced from 2 exons. The record is from RefSeq and is a predicted model, not a curated record.
CUCUGGCGGCGCCGUCACACCCACACUUCUUCCCACUUCCCCCCUACUUUGUCAACCCAUGUCGAGCGUAGGGCGUAAGGCGUCCUCCUGCUGUCCGCCCAAACGUUCUCGGAGUCCCAAGGCCGUCACAUACCGACCCCGAUAAGCGUCGUCAAUGGCUUUUCUGAGAGUUGUGGGGUCGCGAUAUCGGCCUGGAAAUGGCUGGGGAAAAAUUCGAUUCACCGGUGAUGUGAACAGACCCAACUAGAGCUCAGUCGGCAGUGCCAAUCCCGCGGGGGGAUUAAUAAUGCCAUCGUGUAUAUAGGAGUUCGUUGGCCCCGGCUUUACCAACUGUGGUUUGACGGAAACCAGGCCACCUUGAAUCAUUACAGAGGAAUGGAUCCCACCCGCAUGGACAACACUAACCAGAGCUGUUCCCACCCUCGACAAUGUAUCCCGGCGAUCUAGAGAAGAAGGCCGGCCAGACGACCGUCGUCCGCGACAAUCAAAUCCUGGCUGCCACCAUUUCCAACACCAAUGCCCCUCCGCCGCCCGUUCCCGAUGAUGAUACCUUCAACCCGCCCGACGGUGGCUUCCUCGCCUGGUCCCAAGUCUUCGCCGGCCUGCUCAUCAACUGUAUCGCCUGGGGCUUCCCUGCCUCAUUCGGUGUCUUUCAGCUCUACUACACCGAGACACUGGGUCUGCCUUCGUCUCAGAUCUCAUGGAUUGGCUCGGCUCAGACCUUCCUUACCUUUGCCGUCUGUGGUCCGGCGGGACGCCUCGCCGAUGCCGGUUACACGCGCCAGACCAUGUUGGCCGGGAGCUUCCUCGCCGUGCUUGGCACUUUCAUGACUAGCUUGUGCAAAGAGUACUGGCAGAUCUUCCUCGCACAGGGUAUUUGCACCGGAAUGGGCAUGGGUAUCGUCUUUAUGCCUGCUGUGUCCGUAGUCAGCUCCUACUUUAAAAAGAAGAAGGCCUUUGCACUGGCUAUCGCCGCCAUGGGUACGGGUUUCGGGAGUCUCAUCUUCCCAGCGACCCUGCAAUACCUCAUUCCACAAAUCGGGUUCCCCUGGGCCGUCCGGUGUGCCAGCUUUGUCGCCCUGACCAUGACCAUUCUGGCAAACCUCAUCAUGAGGCCUUAUUUGCCUCCGAGAAAGUCUGGUCCCUUGGUGGAGUGGGAUGCUUUCAAAGAACUCCCGUACUUGUUCUUCUCGCUCGGUGCCUUUCUCAACUUCUAUGCCUUGUACUUUGGCUUCUUCUACAUAAACGUCUACGCUCGCAAGGUCAUUGGUUUCACAUCUGUCGAGGCCGUUGGACUUCUUCUCAUUAUUAACGGCAUGAGUAUCCCAGCGCGACCUGUGGUUGGAUACCUUGCUGACUACCACAUCGGGCCCAUCAACACCUACCUCAUAGGAAUGACGCUUUUGGCUAUGAUGGUCUAUGUCUGGAUUGGUGUCGAAACUGCCACAGGAAUGUAUGUCUUUUGCGUAUUCUUUGGUUUAGCAAACGGCGCUUGCCAAGGAACUUUUGUCGGAGCCAAUGCGAGCUUGACCAAGGAUCCCCAGAAGAUGGGAACUCGAUUUGGUAUGAUCCAGACCAUGAGUGCAUUUGCUAGCUUGGCUGGCGCUCCUACAGCGGGUGCCAUUAUUGAUCGGUCAAAUGGCCAAUUCGUCUGGGCUCAGGUUUGGGGUGGAACAGUUAUGAUUACAGCUGCCCUCUUCAUCUCGGCGUCUCGAAUCGCUGCCACGGGGUGGAAACUGAAGGCCAAGAUUUGAAACUAAAAUGGUAAGUGCGAGAAUGAAAAAUAAUGACAAGCUUGGGUCAACUCGCCAUGAGCUCAUAGUGUUGAGGUCACGGGGUGCCAGCAGCGACUGGAGUUGCGAUGUGACGUUGAAUUGCAUCCCGGAUUGAGUUUGAGAGUGGCGAGGAAAGGUGUCGGUUUUCGAGACAAAAGUUGGGAUCGAGGGCCCAUGGGAUCUACAGUAAUGACAUCAGGUAGACGGGUAAGUAGGUAGAUGGAUAAUGUUUUAAUAAAUUGAA